This is a messenger RNA of Plutella xylostella (diamondback moth), 1134 nucleotides long. RefSeq lists its product as uncharacterized. The record is from RefSeq and is a predicted model, not a curated record. NCBI's taxonomy places the organism in Eukaryota, Metazoa, Arthropoda, Insecta, Lepidoptera, Plutellidae.
AAACGACCGCCAUUUUCUUUUUCGUUAUCCACCGAUUACACCAUCUGCGUGGUUUCUUCUUCGAAUAACUCAACAUUAACGUUGUACAACAUUUCAUGCAGCCACGAUCUUAAUUUCAUCAAAGUGUUGAUGCAGUUUAGUUUAGAAAAAGGAGGGAAUAGUGAUUUGGUUUAGAAAACUUUUAAAACAAUGACUGAAGAUACAAAUACUGUGCGAUUAAGCUAUAAAGACUACGAAUUCGAGGUCACUGUUGAUCUAGACACUUAUAAUAAGAUAAACAACGAUGAAGUUUACAAAAAUGACUUCGCUCGUCAAACAUACGAGUCCUUAGAAAGCGAUGGUCACUUCAUAGGUGACGAUGAUGGCAACGGGAAGAUUGAGGCUUUAGAAGAUGACAUAGAUCUUGAUAUAAAGCCUAGAGCACCUAGCUUCAAGUGGUCCAAGCCAGCCAUAGACCAUCUGGUAAAGUUACGAUUUAGUAAAAAUGACUUAUUCAACUCUCCAAAGACAAGGAAGUCGGACUUAUGGCAUGCCAUUGCUGUGACCCUCAGUGAGAAAUUCCCCGGGAUCACUGCCGAAAUGUGCGACGCUAAAUACCGAAACCUGGUGCACACAUACAAACUGAACAAGCAGAGAGAAUGUAGAUAUGGUGUUGAAACAGUCAAAUGGGAAUACUUCCAGCUGUUUGACAAGAAUUUGGGGCUACGACUUAGAUUACCUGAACCCGGAAUGGACUGUUUAGACUCCUUAGUGGAUGAAAGUGUAGACACCUCACGUUUUCUCAAAGAAGAUUUGUUAAUGUUAGAGUCACCGCCGCCCAGUCCACCAGGGAAGUCCAAGAAGUAUACCCGAGACCUACGGUUAACACAAUACCUCCGCAUUAGGGCAGAAAAUGAUGCCUUGAACAUGAAACUGAAGGCUAGGAUUUGGAAAGAAAAGAAACAGAUCAAAGAGAGAGAAAUAGCUGCCAUCUUGCAGCUAGCCAAAGCACUGAAAAAUAAGAAAUGAUGAUAUAACUAUUUCAAGGUUUAAUUUUAAUUAUGUUCCUACAUCCAACUGGUAUUCAAUCUGUUUCUCUUGUUUGUAGGUAACCUAAAUAUUUUGUAACAAAAAUACUGGCAAAGAUUUUAUUUU